CCCACAUAGACUUCAUCGAUACUUUGUUGUUGUUGUUCUUCUAUCUCUGUACAUAAUAUGGGGUUUUUCUUGAGGUAUUUGAUCUCUAAAGAAGAGAAAUCAAGAAGAGUUUUGCGAGGUGUUAAGACUGUGUUCUUCCUGAUCACCAUGUUGAUUUCUUUGUUGCUUUUUUCUGCGCCACUUCUGCUCGUUAUUGCUGAUACUCUUCUCCCUUCCGCACUUCUCUCAGCUUCUCUUUCUCCUUCUUCAUUAUCCCUCGAAACCCUCUCCACCCACUUCACUAACUACGAUUUUCGCUACUCUCUCAUCGACAUACCUCUCAUCUCCAUCAUCCGAUCCGCCGUCAUCAUCUGUGUUUAUGGAUUGUGUGACGGGCCACGGCUUUCGAGAGGGCCGUAUCUGGGGAUUACAACGAUAUGUUCAGUGUUGUCGUUAAUUUUUGUUUCAUUAAAGGCCGCCUUUGUGUUCAGUGUUUCAAACAUCGACCGAGGUGGGUACGUGAGAACCAUGGAAAUGGCUUUAUUCAUCUGCUCACUGGUUUUAGCCAUUGGCCAUAUCGUGGUGGCUUACAGAACAAGUUGCAGAGAAAGAAGAAAACUACUGGUUUACAAAAUUGACAUUGAAGCUGUUUCAGCUGCAAAGAAUGGUUUUCCAAGGUAUCAGAAGAUUCUCAAGGAAGAAAGAGUUAAUUAAUCAAUUAAAGUAUAUAUGAACAAGCAAUUUCAACAUAAUUAUAAAUCUUUUUGGCGUAUCACAGCCAGAGUCAAAUUUCAGAUUCAUCUGAAGGUAACUUGGGAUCAAGAACAAGUUAACAGGCGGCUAAAUAUUAGUAAACAACUACAGAAAAUUAUAUGCAGGGAAAUUACAUUGUGCAGAAGUGGUGGAUUAUGUGUAUUAGUAGCUACGUUGCAGGGGAUACAUUAACCUUCAUCAUUGUAAUUAAACAUGUACAGAGUUAUAGAGCAUUAAACAAACUGGCCGAAGGCCUUUUUGACGAGUUCAACCUUUGAUUUCCAUGGCUGCCAUUUUACCAUAAAUUCAUAUACUAUCAUUCUGAUAAAUUAUCUUAAGCUUGGACGA
This is a messenger RNA of Pistacia vera, 1080 nucleotides long. RefSeq lists its product as uncharacterized. Lineage: Eukaryota; Viridiplantae; Streptophyta; Magnoliopsida; Sapindales; Anacardiaceae. The coding region runs from base 58 to 693 and encodes 211 amino acids. The record is from RefSeq and is a predicted model, not a curated record. The transcript has 4 exons.